GUACAGAGGAUGUUGUAAAAGAUAUGGUUGGACAGACUUUUGGUUUCAUGCCAAGGGAUAUUAGGGCUUUAGUUGCUGAUGAUAGUUCAAGUUUGAUUCCUAUUAAUGGCAGUAGCUUUGAGAAGUUGGGUGACAGCAAAGAAUUCAUGGUCAAAGCUUUGGAGCGGUCAAAGAAAAGGAAUGCAUCGGCUUUGGGGAAUCCCAAGGUCCCUAAUGUUAAGUGGGAGGAUGUUGGUGGGCUGGAAGAUGUGAAAAAAAUCUAUUCUUGAUACAGUUCAG
Messenger RNA from Lactuca sativa (garden lettuce), 279 nucleotides. The record is from RefSeq and is a predicted model, not a curated record. Lineage: Eukaryota; Viridiplantae; Streptophyta; Magnoliopsida; Asterales; Asteraceae.